AUGUUUACCAAAUCGAUUGCCGCCCUCUGGGCUUUGCUACUCUUCAUCUCAGCUGCGCAGGCCCAGUUCCAAUUCUUCGAGCACAUGUUUGGCGGUGGCCAUCAAGAGGAACAUCAUCACCAGCAAGACGUUUCAAGCGACAGCUCAUGGUACCAGCGAACAUGGGAGGGAGCCCAAUGCAGUAGAUACCUCUGCCCUGGCACUCUUGCUUGCGUUCACUUCCCUCACCACUGCCCGUGUCCGCAUCCGAAUGUCGAGGACAAAGUCGAGCUCGGUGAAGGCAGCGCCAUCUGUGUCUCCAAGGGCGGCUGGAAGCCUGGCGAAGCAAAGAGGAAAAUUGAAUUGGCUCGGAAGGGAAUGCUAUGA
This is a messenger RNA of Rasamsonia emersonii CBS 393.64, 366 nucleotides long. RefSeq names its product Long chronological lifespan protein 2 Precursor. The coding region runs from base 1 to 366 and encodes 121 amino acids. The record is from RefSeq and is a predicted model, not a curated record. NCBI's taxonomy places the organism in Eukaryota, Fungi, Ascomycota, Eurotiomycetes, Eurotiales, Trichocomaceae. The transcript has 2 exons.